CGUCCGUCAUAUUCGCGGUGUGAAACUACAAAAAACGUGCCGUGUGCUUCCUGCCAAUGUACAGUAUGGUCGACCAUUAGAGACUGAGCUUCCCCUGUCGUCAAUUUCUUUCGUGUCUUAAAAGCUUUUGUCGUCAGCAUCUGUACAACACUGCUAUGUUAUUGGUUCUCGCGCGGGUUUCGCUCGUAUUGAUGCAAUUUUUAUAUCCAAGCUGAUGGUAGAGAGCUCUAAUAGGAAUUCUAUUGUACCAUUUCCAUGGCGAGUAUCAUUAUUGGAUAAGUUUCAACGCGCUUGAUGCGGCUAAAACCACAUGGUGCUGAAAUAGAAAAGGCCUAUACGUCGAUUAGAGACCACUUCCUCUACAAAGGUGAGCGGCGACGCCUUGAGACUAGUUAAUAGGUGUGGAGUAACCAGCAGUGACGCUCGCCUCCCGGUGGUCUGCACAGCAACUCUACAUUUAGAACCCGGGGCAGCGGUCUUCAUCGCAGCUCCCCAUUCAGCAUUCAGGGCACUGGUCUUCAUCCCAACUCUGCAUUGAGCAUCCCAGAAAGCGGUCUUCACAACAAUUCUACAUACAGAGGUCUUCAUAGCAGCACAACAUUCAAUACCCGGGACAGCGCCGGGCGUGGGGGGUUACAACACCACCCCAGCGCCGUACGCAGCCAACCAGACAGCGGUCUUAGUCGCAGCACUCCAUUCAGAAUCCCUGGACAGCGCCGGGCGUGGAGGAUGACAACACCACCCCGGUGCCGCACGGAGCCAACCAGACAGCGGUCUUAGUCGCAGCACAGCAGUCAGAACCCUGAACAGCGAUUUUCAUCGUAGCACUCCAUUCAUCACCCUGGACAGCACCAGGCAUGGAGGGCAACAACACCACCUCGGCGCCGCACGGAGCCAAUCACACGGCCUUCCCGGUCCUGCCCGAGGCCUACAUCAUGCCGGCCAUCAUCAGCGCCAUCAUCCUGGUCGGUGUCGCCGGGAACUCUCUGGUCAUCUUCGUCAUCUUCCGGAUCGGGGAGAUGCGGACGGUGACCAACUACUACAUCGCCAACCUGGCCACCACGGACCUGGCCUUCCUGGUGCUGUGCCUGCCCGUCACCGCAGUCAUCUACGCCGUGCCCAGCUGGCCCUUCGGACUGGUCAUGUGCAAGCUGAACAACUACAUGAUCCAGUAUGCUCGAUCCACGUACAACUGA
Branchiostoma floridae (Florida lancelet) is the source of this 1196-nucleotide messenger RNA. Its product is annotated as kiSS-1 receptor-like. Gene Ontology annotation, molecular function: G protein-coupled receptor activity. The record is from RefSeq and is a predicted model, not a curated record. The transcript is spliced from 2 exons. Gene Ontology annotation, cellular component: membrane. The coding region runs from base 858 to 1196 and encodes 112 amino acids. NCBI's taxonomy places the organism in Eukaryota, Metazoa, Chordata, Leptocardii, Amphioxiformes, Branchiostomatidae. Gene Ontology annotation, biological process: G protein-coupled receptor signaling pathway.